UAGGUAUCAAUAUUCUAUUUCCUUGUAUUCUACUAUCUAACUACAAUGACGAGUGCUGAGGUUCCAAAGCAGUCAGAAAAAUGGUUGUCAUCGUCAUCCUCAAGGUUCAAAACCAAGAAUCUUAAACUAUCAAGUAUCACUGGCAGUCUUAAAAGAUCGCUCUCCUCAUUAUCAUCAUCUUCUUCUUCACCGAGAAAUACUACAACUCCACCGUUAUCGUCACCCGUUCGAGAUAAUAUUUUGUCUACCAAAGAAAGAAAUGGUAGUAGAAACAGUAACAAAGAAGACAGGUUUAAAGAAGUUUUUCGUUAUUUUGAUGGAGAUGGUGAUGGGAAGAUAUCGAGUUUAGAACUACGUUCUUAUUUCGAGUCGAUAGGAGAGUCUCUGUCACACGAUGAAGUUCAAAGUGUGAUUAAUGAUCUUGAUAGUGAUGGAGACGGUUUGUUAAGCUUCCAAGAUUUCAUGGUUUUGAUGAUGAAACAACCAUCACCACCACCGUCUAAUGGUGGUGGUGCUAGUGCUAGUAGUACUGAUGCAGUUGUACAUGAUAACGUUGAAGAUCUGAAAAUGGCGUUUGAGAUGUAUGAAGCUGAGAAAGGGUGUGGAUGCAUAACACCAAAGAGCUUACAACGCAUGUUAAACCGGCUUGGGGAGGACAAAUCUUACCAACAGUGUGUUUCCAUGAUACAAUGUUUUGAUCUCGACAAAAAUGGAACACUUGAUUUCCAUGAGUUUCAUCAGAUGAUGGUUUAAUCUCAAAAUGCAUCCAGUCUAUCACUCUUUUAUCUCUGCGUAUUUAUCGCAAAUGAAGUAUCGAAUGCAAGUUCUAUAUUUAUAGAGGGAAGAACUGCCGGGACCUAAAAUCCGACGCCUGGAAAUGCAAGUUCUAUAUUUUUAGUAUACUUGAGCCAUCAUAAUUUACAAAUUGGGUUUCAAAUCUGACGAGUUCAAUGCAGAGACUGGUUCUUAUUGA
Molecule: messenger RNA, 973 nt
Organism: Papaver somniferum (opium poppy)
Lineage: Eukaryota; Viridiplantae; Streptophyta; Magnoliopsida; Ranunculales; Papaveraceae
Product: probable calcium-binding protein CML41
Exons: 1
Coding region: 46-753 (235 amino acids)
Molecular function (GO): calcium ion binding
Source: RefSeq, a predicted model, not a curated record